AUGAUAGACCGCUUACUGGCUGUGUUCUUCUUUCUGCAUCAUGUCGAUGGCAAUUUGUGGUCGGAAACGGCGCGAAUGGCAGAUCUGCAACAGGUAAAUUGAUUGUUAAAGGUAUUUUGUCAGUAAUGGUUGUUACUACAAUUGAAAACUGUUGUAUUUAAACUAACUUUUUAAUCAUUUAUCAAAUUGAAAAUUGUUUUAAUCGUUAAUAUAAAUUUUUUAAUUUAGUGGAGGAUGUUGUGUGACCGGUAUCAGGUGUCGCGUGCUUAUAUGGAAGACUCUAAUGCCAGGGUAACCGUCUUUGCGCCGGUAAACGAUGUGUUCUUGUACAAUCCUGACCUGAGAGCGAUGGAUCAGAAGGAAACGCUGAGUCAUAUCAUAGACACUCAAGUAGUGGAGGUCAGUGAAGGGAAGCGGUGGGAGAAGCAGACUCUGAUCAGAAGUACCAUCAACAGUGGCUACGUUUACAUUACUCAGUUCGAGAACAAUCCCGGUAACUUUGUAAGUCAUUUCAACUGCAUGUAAAAUGUUUUUGAGUUUCAUUUUUUGUUUUUAAAUAAAAACUAUAAUUCGAAGUAUCAUUACAACUUUAAAAAUUCAAAACUAUGAUAUUUAGUCCUACUUUGCGAAUUCUGGUCGACUUUGUAACCACGAAUCGAAUCAAUGGGGAAUUAUCAGCGGAGAACAGUACCUCUACAAGACAUGCACUCCCAUGGGACAUCGACCCUACAUGGGGACAGCUUUGUCGUUCAUUAGAGAUGAUGACAACACCAUAUUUGUGGAUCGACAAUACGACAACAGAGAUCUGACGUUAGUUUUAGAUAGUUAUAGUAGCCUUACGUAGUAUUAUAAUAGACUGAAUUGUUCUUACCCAAUGUUAUCAUUAAUCUUAUGAUAACCUUAGGUUUACAAUUAUUAAAAUUGAUUUAAAAUUUGUUAAACUGAUCUCAUCAAUGAGUCUACAACAUCAUUACAACAUCAAAUUUCAGUGAACUCCGUGACAUCCUCAACCGAGUCCCAGACAUAGCAUUAGUGAUAUACGGUAGUUCGGCGUGGAAUGGUUUCCAUACCUUCUUCUUACCGAGUAACAAAGCGUUCGCCAAAGUAAUCGACCGUAAUCGAAUCGACCGUGAAGUUCUGUUGGCCCAUGUGACAGGAAUGAAUCGAGUCUUGUUCACUUGGCCUUGGUUGUACGAUGGAGGAGUGCACUUCUAUCCGUCAGUAAGAUUCUCGUCCAACAUAAUCGAAGACAACUUCAAGGUGAAGUUGACCAUGAGGAACAUCACAGACCACAGGACGGGACGGUGGGAUUGUAAGUUGUUGAUGUCUUCUUAGAACUCUUGCAGAUUGGCUUAAACUAUAAUAUUUUAAAAUAUUUUUAUGUUUACUUUGGCACUUACAUUUCCGAUUCCAGUGUACGUAGUAUCAGAAGUCUACGAACGGUACUCCCACUUCAGACGUGGUGCCGUCUGGGCUAAAGUUCUUGUCCCAAACAUUCCAGUCCAGAACGGCGUUGCUCACGUUAUCGAUAACGUUCUCGGCAUCGUUUCAAUGACUAUCGACCAGAUGCUGACUGACAAUUACCGUUGUACCACGCUGAUGCGCUACAUCAACACGAUAGGGCAGAUCGUGAGGAAUUACUUCUCGGCUACAGGAGGUCUGGUCACCUUCUUCGCUCCGUGGAAUGAAGCAUUUGAACGGAUUCCAGAAGCCAUCGAACGAAGACUUCUGAGAGACAGAAUCUGGCUGGAGCAGGUCCUGAAGUUACACAUUGUGCCGGCUAAAGAGUUGACUACGGAUGAAAUUACUAAUGAAACGAUAGUAUCUACUAUUGACAACAUGCGACAUCUCUACUUUAUCCGAGGAGAGUGGCCUAAAAACAACAUCAGUAAGUUUACUGUAAUGUAGUUAUAACUUGUUAUGAAUUUUUAGAAAAUUUCGUAUUUUAUAAAAAAUUGUAAUAUGUGAAACAGUUUACAAUAGUAACUCAUAAUUUUAUUUUAAUCUUGUUUUAUUUUACUAUUACUACGACUGUUUUCAGCGUACUAUGUGGUAGGUGGUGGAGUGAAGACUGCGAUUCAGAUGGACAAUAUCGCUGCUACAAACGGCAUUAUUCACUACAUCGAUCGGGUACUGGGCGUACCGUAUCAGUCGCUGUGGGAAAUUAUGAGAAACGAAUCUCGACUACAGUAAGCCAUCACAAUAAUUACUGUAACAUAAACACCAAGUCCUAUAAAAUGAUAAGGAGACAGAUAACAGUUUUUGGCGGUACAAUGAGUACUUUGUUUUUACAUAGUUAUAUGUAGUAUGUGAAUAAUUGGAAUAAAUAUUUAUUUAGAAUAAGCAAAAACAUGAUGGAGAACAUCCAGUUGCGCUACUCUUUGGAUCCAUGGCAAGUCUUGACUCCAGAACAGAACUUCACCUUCUUCGUACCGACAGACGAAGCUUGGGAAAAGGUAGGUCUUGUUACGAUAUCUUAUGUGAUGGCUUUCUUUUUGAAGCUUUGGAACUCGAUAAGUAUAACACCAUAAGAAUUGUAUGCUUUUGAAAACUGUUUUAUGUAAAAAUACUUUGAGAGUUGCUACAAGCGUUAAUCCAGAGUUAGAUAGAUCAUGACAAGAAACCAUAGUAUUACAAGUUAAAACAUAUUAUUAUAGGUUGCACCAGCCUUACGGAAUCGAAUGACAGAUGGCAAUCAUUGGCUAGCGUUACAGUACGUCUACAAACGACAUCUUGUACAAGGACAAGCCUUGAUGUACACGGACUUGAGAGAACGGACCUAUAUCAUGAUGAAUGAUGAGAAAGUGGUCAUACGAAGGAGGGGCCGAUGUAAGUUUAUCGCAUUUACGUUCAUUGGAAAGUUCAAGUUUUUUCAUUAUUAUUCUUACAUCUAUUUUCUACUAUUGACAAUAUGGGACAUUUAUCUUAUCAUUGUUACUAUAAGAUCUAUACGACUGCAACUAUCGUAAAGUAUCUUUAUCAAUAUCAUAUCACAAAAGCCUAUACAAGCCUAUACUUAAUCCUAUAUAUUCAGACUUUGAAUUGUAUUGGCCUCGAGGCAACCGGGUGGCGCGAGUGAUAGAAGGUGGAGAGAUCGCGGGCAUCAACGGGUUCAUGCACAUGAUAGACAACGUCCUCAUUUACGAACCUGACUUGAGAGCGGAAGCAGCUACCAUCAUACCAUCUGUCAUCUUCAACAUAACAGCCUAUAUAACACUGUGGCUAACUGGCAGGUGGAUGUUCGGUUGUCGAUUGGCCCUGUGGUUAUCACUGAUGAGACUUUUGGUACACUGUCAGGGAGUAAUGUGA
Messenger RNA from Bursaphelenchus okinawaensis, 3309 nucleotides. The record is from the annotation of a GenBank genome assembly. Lineage: Eukaryota; Metazoa; Nematoda; Chromadorea; Rhabditida; Aphelenchoididae.